Molecule: messenger RNA, 6050 nt
Organism: Python bivittatus (Burmese python)
Lineage: Eukaryota; Metazoa; Chordata; Lepidosauria; Squamata; Pythonidae
Gene: TLR5
Product: toll like receptor 5
Biological process (GO): immune response; inflammatory response; toll-like receptor signaling pathway
Cellular component (GO): plasma membrane
Molecular function (GO): protein binding; transmembrane signaling receptor activity
Source: RefSeq, a predicted model, not a curated record
CAGGCUACGGGCGGGAGCGCCAGCCGUCCCAAAAGCGAGGGCGCUCUCUGGGCCCAGGGAGGCGGCUUCUGAAAGGCAAAGCUCGCGGUUUGAUUUCUUUCAGUGAGUCGCAGCUUCGCCUCCCGGCCUUAACCGUGCGGGGAGAGGCGGAAGGGUUGCGAGGGCUGGAGCCCGGAGUGGAAGAGGACCGUCGCGAGCAAAUUUUGCCCCACCCACGUGGGCGAGGGAGCCGCUCGGCCACGGAGAGGGCGAGGAGAGCGGCCAGCUGCGGCGCGGAGUCUUCCCUGCACUGCCGGACGGGCGCCCGGGAGCGCAGGCGGUGCUGCACAUGGACUGGUGGCUUGAUCCAGCAUAAGGACGUUCCUGUCUUCGACCGAAUGGCCCGGACAGGUGGGUAAUAUUAAAGCCUAGCAGCAAAACUGGCAGAGUUGCUACAGAGGAAGACACCAUGUGACGUGUACAACCAGGAUCAUUUCUCUUCUGUCCUAGCCCCUCAGCAUUCUUCCUGCUUUCUGGGGUUUGGGGAUUUUUUUUCUCCUCUCGCAAGUGGAUAAAUGAGAGUAAAAGGAAUGGAAACUGCCUGAAAGUCCUUCUGGAGCAAACCAGGAGUCUUUCUGUUCCAUUACAUGCUCUUCAGUGUGCCAGGACAUAAUGAAAAUAUGGAAUUUUCCUAUUUGCCGAAGCAGCAAACUUUGUAUAAACAAGGGCUGUAAACAAGGUGCAAGGGAACAAGCAGGACCACCACCAGCAUGACCUCCUUUUUUAUGAAUUCACAGUAGCAACUCUUAGCCAUAGGCUGAAGGCACGAUGCUUCGUCAUUGCAUGAUAUUUGUCAUUGGCACAGUGCUUGCGUGCAGAAAAGCACUUUCAGCUCCCAGCUGUUCAGUGGAAGGCAGCAAAGCAUUCUAUGAUUUCUGCAACCUCACUUGGGUGCCCCCUGUGCCUGAACAGGUUGUUCUUCUCUUCCUAAAUUUCAACUUCAUCCAGGAAGUGAAUGCGACCUCUUUCCCACUGAGGGAGAGACUAAGGAUUUUAUCACUUGGGACACAAAAACGCUUUCCCUUAACCAUAGGAAAAGAUGCUUUUAGGAACUUGCCAAAUCUCACAGAAUUGGAUUUGGGUGGCAAUGAAAUGAUGAUUUUAGACCCUGAUGCGUUUGUUGGUUUGUUUAAAGUACAUACUCUUCUGCUGUUUAAAAAUAAUCUUGAUGAAUCCAUUCUGGAAGAGGAUUACCUUAGAGAUUUGAUAUCGUUGGAAUAUCUGGACAUUAAAUAUAACAGAAUCACUCGUAUUCGUCCUCACAGAAUAUUUUAUAACAUGAAAUCCUUGGCCAUUCUAGACUUCAAAUUAAACCCUAUUGCAUCUGUCUGUGAAGGGGAUCUUAAUAGUUUUCGAGGAGCAAGGUUCAAAAUGUUUAUUCUUCGUUCUACUAGUUUGUAUUCAAAAUCUCCUGUGGAUUGGGCCACUUGUGGGAACCCUUUAAAAAACAUUCACAUAGAAACACUGGAUGUUGGAGGUAAUGGCUGGGAUACAACUAUAACAGAGCAAUUCUGCAGAGCUAUUAGUGGAUCUCCACUUUUGGAUUUGAGGAUCUCCUCUCACAUUAUGGGUGCAUCAUUUGGAUUUAAUAAUCUUCCUGAUCCUGAUGAUAAUACAUUUGUAGGUCUUACUAACAGUGGCCUCCUCUUGCUUAAUAUUUCACAUGGCUUUAUUUUUUCUCUUAAACCACGUGUAUUUCAAUAUCUUCAUGAUUUGAAGAUGCUUAAUCUUAAUAAUAACAAAAUAAAUGAAAUUUGGAAAGAAGCAUUUCUUGGUCUUCAGAACCUGCAACAUCUAUACCUAUCAGACAAUCUACUUGGUGAGCUCUAUCAGUACACUUUUGAAGGACUUCCCAAUGUGGUUGAGAUAGAUCUACAACGUAACCACAUUGGAGUGAUGGACAGAGAUCCAUUCAAAUCCUUACCAAGGCUUCAGCAGGUGGAUCUCAGGGAUAAUGCUUUGAAAGUAAUCUAUUCUCUCCCAAAUCUCACCUUUGUUUUGUUAGGUGGCAACCGGCUACAGUCUACACGUGUCAACGAAAUAGCAUCUAAAAAUACCACAUUCCUUCACUUGGAAGGAAACAGAUUGGAGAAUCUGGGUGACCUCUAUGAACUUCUCCAAAUUCCAGUCCUAAAGCAUCUCAUUUUAAGAAACAAUCGUUUCUCCUAUUGCUACAAAGACAAAGACAUAGCAAAGGACAACCAGUUGAUUUACUUGGACCUUGGAGACAACAUGCUAAAGCUUAUAUGGGAGAGAGGUUUAUGCUUGGAUGUGUUCAAAGCACUUUCUCACUUAGCAGUUCUCCAUCUCAAUAACAACUACCUUACUUUUCUCCCAGAGGGAAUAUUUAGUGAGCUAAUGUCACUCGAGACACUUAACUUGGAUUACAACCUAUUGACUUCCAUUUCUCAUGAUGCCUUUCCUACAAGCCUAAAAAUUCUUAAAUUGUCAUCAAAUCAGCUGCUUUACCCUGAUCCUCAGCUCUUUGCAACGUUAGACCAGCUGGAUAUCACCCAUAACACAUUUUACUGUAACUGCCUAUUAAGCAACCUUAUUAUAUGGCUAAACCACACCAAUGUUACCUUAGCUGGGUCACCCAAAGAUAUGUUCUGUUCUGGACCACCGGAGUUCGUUGGCAUUCCUCUCCAAGACUUAAAUACAGAUGACUGCAGUAAAGACAAACUCAUGGAGACUCUGCAGCUGUCACUCUUCAUCUUUACCUGUGUUGGUCUAACUGUGUUUCAGGUGGCAGUCGUUGUUUUUACUCGUUUUAGGGGAGCUUGUUUCCUCUGUUAUAAGAGACUCACACAAUUCCUCAUGAAGGAGCACCCACCAGAGUUGGAUCAACAGGGAUACAAGUAUGAUGCUUACCUUUGCUAUAGCAGCAAAGACUUUGAGUGGGUCCAGAACUCCUUGAUAAAACAUCUAGAUUCUCAGUAUUCUAAGAAGAACAGAUUUGCUCUCUGCUUUGAAGAUAGAGACUUUCUGCCUGGGGAGGAUCAUAUCAGCAAUAUUCGUAAUGCUAUCUGGAACUGCAGGAAAACAAUUUGUGUGGUCACAAGACAGUUUCUCAAGGAUGGUUGGUGUGUGGAAGCUUUUAAUUUUGCCCAGAGCAGGUAUUUCUCAGAUCUGAAGGAUGUCCUCAUUGUGGUGGUAGCGGGAUCUCUUUCUCAAUAUCAGCUUAUGAGAUAUCAGCCAAUCAGAGUCUUCUUGCAAAGGGGGCAGUACUUGAGAUGGCCAGAAGACCAUCAAGAUUUGGAGUGGUUUUUAAGCACAUUGUCUCACCAAAUAAUGAAGAAAAAGGAAAUUAAGAAGAAAUCCCCAAUGCUAGAAUUGAAAGUUAUAACAGUGUCCUAACAGGCAUGGUUCCUGGCCACCAUGCAAUGUCAUAAGAAGGCUGACUUUCCAGAGAAUUUGCCAGUUCAUCCUGAAAUCACAUCGAGCUGUUCUUUCUCUCCAAUGAGAAGAUGAAUCUGGUGUUGAUACGUCUCCGUUACAUCUCUGGUGAACUUGAUUUCAUUUCUGUCAAGUAUCAGAUUACAUACUGUAGUGUUAAGUUGUGAAAGUUGAGUUUUGGAAUAUUGGUGUACUAUUUUGGAGGGCUGUUGCAUGCAUGUCUGCUGAAAUAAAGGAGGACUGCAGUUUAAUGCAGCUAUAAAUGUUGCUGGUGUUGCUUAGCCCAAAGCGGGGGGGGGGGGCGGAAUCAUUGCAGUCCUCUUCUUUGGUGGGUUCAGAGGAUAAAUCUGUGCAAACAUUCAGUAGACAUGCCCCCCUCCAGUGUUUUGUAUCUCUGUAUUUCUUUGUGCAUUGAGCAACCAGCCUCAGCAGAUUUGUUGCCAAGUUCAGCUCAAUAUAUCCACAUGCCUUCCUGUAUUGAGAGACCAUCCUUUUCAGACUUCCUGUUCAUGGAGAAGUUUGUUAAUAUAUUCAACUCAAAAAGAUAUGCAGGAGUGCUUGACCUACAAGAUGAGGGGGAGGGUAGCUUGCAUUCCUGUCCUGAAAGCUUGCAGAGAGUGAUAAUUGAAAUAUCUGGCUAAAUUUUCCCAAUGUACAUUUUUCAGACAAAUCUGUGUUUUGUUUCUGCAUAUGCAUUUCUUCUCAAGAUUGACAUUUUGAAAUCUGACUGAGCAGGUCACUUUCCAUCAUGAUUUUUUUUUUUUUUUUUGGCUCAGUUAUUCAAUUCCCUGUAAAUUAAGCACAUACCAGGGAGGAUGACAUCAUUGCAAGUUCUUCCCUUGUCUUCUGCGUGUUUUUGCCAUGUCCACAAGAUAUCCCAACAUGAUGAUCUACAGAUGAUCCAGAUUAGCUGUCCAGAUUUGUUGGAUUGCAACUGCCAUAAUUCCAGCCAAAUCCGGGGAAAGUUGUUCAAAUUAUUUGACUAGUUUGAGGCAGGGUCUUCCCACAAUACUGUACUUAUUUUGAAUAGACUGGAAAGAGUUUGUGCAAUAAGAGUUUUAUAUACCAACUCCCUCAGUGGCCAAGCAAUUUAGGCCUUGGUGGAAUCAAACCCAGUACUUCACCUCUUUCAUGUUACUCCUAUUGUUUUCCCCCCAUUUUGUUCAUAAUAUUAAAUUGAUUGGAACAACUGUUAUUUAAAAACCUGUUUUCGGAGCCUCUUGAACUUGUUCCAGAUUAACUAUCUCAGAGCAGGCAUGCAAGGGAAUGUCAUUCCAUUUGUUUUUUUAUAAGACCUUACCCAGACUUGCAUAUUUUUUUCAAAACCGAGAAAGCAUUCAAGAUGUUAACAAUUUGAACAUAGGAGACCACAAAAAUGACAGAUUCAUCCAUCAUUCAAAUAAUAUUCAAACUUAAGUUGCUUUGAAGAUACCAGGUUAUUCUACAUGUGGCUGAAUGAAUGUAAAUAUGGAGUGUUUAAUGCAAAACAGAAUUCUUGUCCUCUGUUGAUGCGAAGCACAUGACUAGAAACCAGUUAAAUGAUAUCAGGAGGCAUUAUGCAUCUCUAACUGAUGUUAUGAAUUAUAACUGAUAUUAUGUGAUUCACUGAUGUUCAUUAUUAUCUCAAAGAAAUUCUAAAUAUUUCUGCUAGCUUUCGUUUUUACCAUUGGUCUACUUGUCACAGGUGAUUAGAAGGCACAAGCUGAGUUAGCGGACUGCCAAAAGUAUAGCUGGAAUGUGGAAAUGUGCGUCCUUUCUCUCCAUGAAAUGCAGAAACUUAAUUGGCUGCUGAAGAAAAUAAAAAUAAUCCAGCUAAGAGGGCUGGCGAUGAGGAGAAAAUAAUAUUCAUUCCGUGAAAUAUCAGUCUGCUGCCUUUUUUAUAUUAGAAGCGACUUUCCUAAGCAGCCUGCAUGGAAACCCAGCUAGUGGAAAUAGAGUAUCUGUUCCAGGAUCUAUUCUACUCAGCAUCUUUCCUAGACAUGCAGAACAAGGCUUUCCUUCUUGUCCAGUGUAGGAGAACAUCUGGGUAGUGAAAGGAUGGAGAGAUGCAUGCCUUUCUUCUCACCCUACUGGAUUGCUAAAUUGGAGAAGAUUAAGCUGUAUCCAGUUUAGAAUGAGGUGAGCUGGACCUUUGCUUUGCAGCGUGCUAGCUUUCCAUUGAAAAAUUAGCUUUCUUUAAUAGAAACCAUCUGGGAGCCAAGGAAUCUGGUGGGCACCAAGAUAAAUGUCCACAAGUAGAUUGUCCUCCUGCCAACUGCCUUGUUAGGGACCCUGAGAAUAGAAGGGUGGGUUAUGAUCUUAAAGCAACUUGAGUUUAAUUGGAAUACUGAAGAAGCUCCUAUGGUAUUGGUAAUUUCUAAAUGGCAUUCUCUUGCUGUUCCUGCUUUUUAAAAACGAGUGUGCAAAUGUGAGAUAGCUCAAAAAAGUCCAAAGGAAUGAAAAGGCGGUUUCUCUCUUCACUAACUUUCUCAAAGUGUAAGGUGUUUUGGUUCAAAUACUGUUGUUCAUAAUACCUAUUGAUGGGAUAUUCUGCAUUCUUACUUUAACUUGUAUUUUGCAAUAUAUUAUAUAAUGAGAUGAAUAUUUAUUUUGUAUAAUUAAAUGAUUAAAAACAA